GGGAGGUGGGGCCGCCGUCGCCGUCAAGGCCCCAGGGAGCGCGGGGCGCCACCGCCGCCGCCGCUUAUCCGCUGGGGUCAGUCUCCUGGGCUGCGCCCGGGUCGGCGGCCGCGGCGGCUGAGCAGCGAGAGCCGGGAGCCGAGAGACGCGCUCCGCCGAGAGUUGGGCAGGGCAGAGCCCGCGCCUUCGCGGCGUCAUGGGCCCCCUCCUCGGGCCACAGAGGGCACCAGCCGCAGGAACCCCCGGGCCUCCUCGCGGCCGAGCCUGAGCGACCCCCGGGUUCUCCGGCGUCCCCUCCCUCCGCCUUAUUUUCUUCCCUGCUCUCGCUGCUGCUGCCGCUUCAGCUCUCCGUUAUGGCAACGGAGCCGCCAUCCCCUCUCCGGCUUGAGGCGCCCGGCCCCCCAGAAAUGCGGACCCCACCGGCGGGCGAGACCGCCCGCGAGGGCACCCCGAAGCCGGCGGGCGGCAGGCUCCGCUUCCUCAACGGCUGCGUGCCCCUCUCGCAUCAGGUGGCCGGGCACAUGUAUGGGAAGGACAAAGUGGGUAUACUGCAACAUCCAGAUGGCACAGUUCUGAAACAGUUGCAGCCACCUCCAAGGGGUCCAAGAGAGCUGGAAUUCUAUAAUAUGGUAAGUGAGGUUUAUGCUGCUGAUUGUACUGAUGGUGUUCUUUUAGAGCUACGAAAAUAUUUGCCAAAAUAUUACGGUAUCUGGUCACCUCCCACUGCACCAAAUGAUUUAUACCUAAAACUGGAAGAUGUGACCCAUAAAUUUAAUAAGCCCUGUAUAAUGGAUGUAAAGAUAGGGCGGAAAAGCUAUGAUCCUUUUGCUUCAUCUGAGAAGAUUCAGCAACAGGUCAGCAAGUACCCAUUAAUGGAAGAGAUUGGGUUCUUGGUGCUUGGCAUGAGGGUUUAUCAUGUUCAUUCUGAUAGCUAUGAGACACAAAACCAGCACUAUGGGAGAAGCUUAACAAAAGAAACUCUAAAGGAUGGAGUCUCCCGUUUUUUUCAUAAUGGAUUCUGCUUAAGAAAAGAUGCUAUUGCUGCCAGUAUUCAGAAGAUUGAGAAUAUUCUGCAGUGGUUUGAAAGCCAGAAGCAGCUUAACUUUUAUGCAAGUUCAUUACUGUUUGUUUAUGAAGGUUCAUCUCAGCCAACUACUGCAAAAUUGAAUGACAGAACUUUAGCAGAAAAGUUUUUGUCCAAAGGACAGCUCUCAGACACAGAUGUACUAGAGUACAAUAAUAACUUUCAUGUGUUAAGUUCCACAGCAAAUGGAAAAAUAGAGGCUUCAGUGGGCAAAAGCUUGUCCAAAAUGUAUGCUCGUCACAGAAAAAUGUAUUCAAAAAAGCAUCACAGUCAGACUUCGUUGAAAGUUGAAAAUAUAGAGCAAGACAAUGGGUGGAAAAGCAUGUCACAGGAACAUUUAAACGGAAACGUACUUUCCCAACUGGAAAAAGUCUUCUACCAUCUUCCCACUGGUUGUCAAGAGGUUGCGGAAGUAGAAGUGCGAAUGAUAGACUUUGCUCAUGUGUUCCCUAGCAACACAGUAGAUGAGGGAUAUGUUUAUGGGCUGAAGCAUUUAAUUACUGUACUGCAGAGUAUUUUAGACAAUUGAAUCCUUUGCUGCAAUCUUUUAAAGGGGUGGGGCAAUCAUAAUGAAGAGUGGCAGUUAAUAACUCUGCACUUGUAAUGCUGUGUAAAAAAUUUGUAUUGUGAGUCUACAUUUUAUUUGUCUUUAUACUUUUGGUAGAAGGGUUAACUUUUUUAUAAUCUUACUCAGGAAAACUAAUUAUUUGUUCUUUAGAAAACUAUAAAGAAUAAAGAAACUUAGGAAUGUUAAGCAGGGAAUGUGGUGGUACGUGGCUUAAACAUCUAUUUGGCUUAAGCAAAAUGCAAACCAUUAUUCAGUCAUUACGAGUUUAGUUAGCUUUCUGUAGCCAAUUUAUUGUGAAAUCUCUGUCCACCCACCCUUGACAAUGAGCCAUAUCUAAACUCAUUACAUUAUUAGAACACUUUCAAAAAUCUAGAAAGCACAGGUUGAUAUCCUUAGUAUUGCUAUGUAUGAAGUUAUUAAAACUGGAGAAAAUUCUACAGAAAUAAGUACUGUUUAGGUUUUAUAUUAAAAGUUCAGACCAGCAUAUCAAAAGGUGCUUCUUAGAAGUAAAAUGAUUUAGAAUUAUUGUAUUCCAAAAGCAGAUUUUCCCUUUAAUUUCCAUUUAUAUGCGUAUUUCAAAAUACUUCUUGAAAAAGAUCAUUGAAAUGGACAACAACAACAACAAAAGUCUGACAUUAAGGGCACUAAUAAUUAGUCUCGCCAAGUUUAGGGAAGAGAGAAGUUAUUUGCAAGGAACAAAAUUUUUUCUUUUAAAAUCUUUAUGGGAAAAUUGGAAUUUUACUACAUUGUGACAAGUAUUAUAAACCAUAUAAUACCUUUUACUGCAGCUUCAAAAAGGUGGAUGAUUGAAGCUCUUCUUAUUUCUCCUUUAAAUAACUUUUGAGAGUUUUUUUCUUUUACAAUUCUUGUAAUUACAUGUCCCCAUUUAGUUAAGCAGUGGUAUGAAUAUAUGUUGCUAAAAAGUGUUUCUCAGAAUUCUAAUAGGCAGUGAAAGACAACAUCCAGUAUGGUGAGUGUUAGCAAAAAUACUGUGUGUAAAUUAGUACGUCGUACAGAGUUUGGUACAUGUCUAAAUUCAUGCUCCUGUUUCAUUCUUAAAACAGUUGUAUAUCAUAUUCAAGAGAGAAAUUAUAAUUUAACUUCAUGGGGGGGCAGUACUAUUUUUCUUGGAAAAAUUAGAUUUGUAAGUAUUAUCUCUGUUUCACAUCUACCCCUUUUAAAAAAUAACUAGUUAUUUGUUAUUGGAAACAUUUAGAACUUUGAAAUUAAAUUUGCAAGUAUGUUAAAUGUUUAUGUUUUCAUUACUUGCACUUUGAUUCACUAAUAAAACAUCUUAAGUAGUCAGCAGUCUUGCCAUAUUCCUGGAAAUUGUUUUAGACUUGUGAACUGUUAGACUGUUUUCUCCCCAAAAUUACAAAUUAAACUUUUAAAUUCAAGGGCCUUUUUUUAGUGUGAAGGAAAGUAUCACAAUUUUAUGUUUAUCUCACCUUCCCAGCCCUCUCUUGAGUGUACUUUUGCAAGUAUCUGAGCACAAAGAAAAGUAACAAAUGCCCUAUGGAUUCUGUGCUUAGUAAAUAUAUUAGGCCUGAAUACCUUUAAAAUUCAUAUGCAUUUGUUAUAGCAAAAUUUGAUUAUUUAACAUUUUUUAUUUAGAGUCAGUGUAGGUAUUUUCCAUAAGGACUUCAUAUUUUUCUCUGCUGCCUAAAUGGGUAUUGCCAUAGCUUUUUUUUGUGGGGAUGAAGUUCAAGUCAUAGUUAAUAGAAAUUUUUUAGUUUUACUUUUUUUGUCCCACAGCGUAGACUUUUGUUGUUGUUGUUAUUUGGAUAAUGGUUCAAUAAAUCUUAAGCUCAUAUAAUUUAAACACUAUUUUGAAUCUUAACAAAAUGAGACUUUUUUUUUGUAUGGGGUGGUAUCAACCUAUAUGUACAAUGAAGUUAAUAAAUUUAAGUAUUAUCAGAUUUUUUGCGCAUUUUAGCUCAAUAAAGUGUGAAUCA
This is a messenger RNA of Balaenoptera ricei (Rice's whale), 3607 nucleotides long. RefSeq names its product inositol polyphosphate multikinase (gene IPMK). The record is from RefSeq and is a predicted model, not a curated record. The transcript has 6 exons. Gene Ontology annotation, cellular component: cytoplasm; nucleus. Gene Ontology annotation, molecular function: inositol-1,4,5-trisphosphate 3-kinase activity; inositol tetrakisphosphate kinase activity. NCBI's taxonomy places the organism in Eukaryota, Metazoa, Chordata, Mammalia, Artiodactyla, Balaenopteridae. Bases 354 to 1613 code for a protein of 419 amino acids. Gene Ontology annotation, biological process: inositol phosphate biosynthetic process.